CUACGCUAACUGCCUGCUGUGGUUCAACAAUUCGAACCCCUGGCACACAGCCUGUCAGGAUUUCCGAGCGGCAGUUGACAGCCUGGAAUUCCCCGACGCUACCUAAUCAACCGUCAUGCAACCGUUGUGUCUCUUCCUGCAUGUCCGACGUCCCUGCCGCUUUCCCACAUCACGCCAUCCUCUCAGCGUUAAUUCUGCAAGACGCAGGGCCGACUUGACUCUCCCACGCCGGGCCCCAUUCUCUGGCUUUCGGGGCUUCCCAGGGUUUCCAACUGCUAACGAGACGCCCUGCACUUGGGUCGCGGCUGAUAGGCCACCUAACGGCGGAACUUUAAAGAAACUCCAGCGGAUAGCACCCCACCACACCAUUUCCAGAGAACCGGGUAACGACUUCCAAAUGGGCGAAAACGCGACGGAAGAGGCGCCGUUUCCUCUGACAGAGGUGGACAAAUGGGUGCUCUCGCAGACCGACGACGAAUUCACGUACCAUACCUGGGAUGAGCUGCGUCAACUCAUUCAAAACAACCAGCUCUCGAUGCUCAAAAGGAAGCCGUCCGAUCUUCGGCGGUACAUGCAGUGGACUGCCGACACAAAAGCGGAGUACGGCAGCAUAACUAACUUCCUGCUUGCCCACCGUCUGCCUCAAGCCUGGGGGCCGCCGCCCUUCAAGCCUGCCUCUGCCACGCCGUUCGCGGACCCGUCCGACUACCGCGUGCUGAUCAAUGACUGGCCGUACGGCUUCGCCCCGGGCAUCACGCACAUCGUCGUGUGGUCCCGCACCCCGAUCCCGACCGAUGACACGGUCGGCGACAUGACGCCCGAGGCCAGGAGGACGGUGGCCGACUUCGUAAAGCGGUAUUUUGUCGACAGUCUGGGGCCCGGCGGAGAGGACAAGGUGAUGUACUUCAAGAACUGGGUGGCGCUCCAGAGUGUGCGGACGGUUGACCAUAUCCACGUCCUGGUGAGGGAUGUCGAGCCUGCCGUGCUGCAGGAGUGGACCAAAGAGCAUGCGUGCCAUAGAUCGCAGUAGAGGAAGGGUUUGGCGUCGUAAGAAGCGA
Molecule: messenger RNA, 1058 nt
Organism: Thermothielavioides terrestris NRRL 8126
Lineage: Eukaryota; Fungi; Ascomycota; Sordariomycetes; Sordariales; Chaetomiaceae
Exons: 2
Coding region: 398-1030 (210 amino acids)
Biological process (GO): N-acetylglucosamine metabolic process
Cellular component (GO): cytoplasm
Source: RefSeq, a predicted model, not a curated record